Molecule: messenger RNA, 3934 nt
Organism: Austrofundulus limnaeus
Lineage: Eukaryota; Metazoa; Chordata; Actinopteri; Cyprinodontiformes; Rivulidae
Gene: jakmip1
Product: janus kinase and microtubule interacting protein 1
Exons: 25
Coding region: 569-3169 (866 amino acids)
Molecular function (GO): microtubule binding; GABA receptor binding; kinase binding
Source: RefSeq, a predicted model, not a curated record
CGUGGAAGAAAUUAACGUGCGGCGCGCGCGAGCGGAGGGGAGAGGAGGAGUAGAAGCUGGUGGAGUAGCUGCGGCACACAGACGGAUGUCAGCGGCUGUGAGGUGUAGCUCCAGUUAACAACUGGGAAAAGUGCCCACUGCCCAGUUUGAUGCGGAAUACACAGCUGUAGGUGUUAGCAGUCCGUGGAGCUCCGCGUUUUGAACGGUCCUCCACGCGCCGAAGCCCCCCUCCCUCCCUUCCUUCCUGGAUGUAACGACGUUUCACCAUCACCACCAGGCAAGAGGAAAAGAAGAAGAAGCCGCUCGUGUGACCGCUGGUUCGGACCACCAUUUCAGUGAUGUUCGGCUAAAGUUUGACAGUGUCGACUCGACGUGUGUGGUUCAUCUGGCUUUGAGGAAGCCCCUCUGUAAAGUCCCAACAUCCUCUAGCAACGAUGUAGGUGGUGGUGGAGACAUGGUGUUUAUGGUGAUGCAGGGCAUUUCAGGGAGGAGGAGCAGUGACUGACACUCUCCUCCGUUUGCCACAUCCUGCACUCCAUGUCUGUCCUGAAAGGACAGCGAGAGUGCUAUGUCAUCAACCACACCCCCUUCGGCCCAACCCUCUAAAAAGGGAAGGAAGCCGGAGAAAUCUGAGGUGAUGGCCGAUUCACCGCAGGCCACCAACGAGGAACUCAGGAGCAAACUCAUGGACAUUCAGAUCGAGCUGCAACAGGAACGGGGCAAGGUCUGUAAGCUCCGUGAGCGUCUGCAGGAACAGCGACAAGCUCGGGAGCUUGAGCAGCACAAACAUGCCGUGGCGCUCACUGACCUGCGCGCCAAACUCCACGAAGAAAAGCUGCGUGAGAUAGCGACUGCCCGCGAGGCCCUGGCGCGGCAGCAUGAAGUCGAGUUGGCCCGGGCAAUCAAGAUCCGGGACGCGGAAGUGCAGAGGCUCCAGGGUCUUGUAAAUGCACUGAGGGAUGGAGCAGCUGACAAACUCAAAAAUGCUCUUCUUGCUGAGGCUCGAGAGGAGGCCAGGAGAGCUUUUGAUGGGGAGAGAAUAAAGCUACAGCAGGAGAUUCAGGAGCAGAAAUUGGCCAGGAAACAAGCUGAGGAAGCAUUGGCAACCGCUCUUCAAGCUGAUAAAGCCAAAGCAGUUGAUCUCCGCACAGCUUAUCAACAGCACCAAGAUGAGGUGCAUCGCAUUAAGCGAGACUGUGAGAAAGACAUCCGUCGACUGAUGGACGAGAUAAAGGCGAAGGAUCGGGUGGUGUGUGCUCUGGAGAGAGAGCUGGGGGUGCAGGCGGGCUACGCCCAGAAGCUUCAGCUUCAAAAGGAAGCCCUGGAUGAGCAGCUGGGUCAGGUACGAGAGGCUGAAAGAUACAACCAUGGCAGCCCCAAGCGAGAGGCGGUCCCUGGGCUUGGAGAAAAUCCAGACUUGCUUAAUAACCAGUUAUUGUCUUCCUCCUCCUCCUCCCCUCUCCCCACUGCUCAACAGGAGGUGGAGGAGCGCGACAUGAGGAGGUUCCAGCUGAAAAUCGCAGAGCUUCACUCCGUCAUUAGGAAACUGGAGGACAGAAAUGCACUGCUGGCAGACGAGAGGAACGAACUACUGAAGCGGGUGCGAGAGGCAGAGAGCCAGAUGAAGCCCAUGUUUGAGAAAAAUAAGCGCCUGUCCAAGAAGAAUGAUGACCUCUUGCAGACGCUGCAGCGUAUGGAGGAAAAACUCAAGAAUUUGAGUCGUGAGAACGCAGAAAUGAAGGAAAAGGCUUCCUCCUCCCGGCCACCCUCGCAGCAACAAUCCACUCAGCCUCAUUUAAAACGAACGAGCUCCCUGACUGACCUUACUCACGCCCACGAGGAACAGGAAGUGGAGUUCCUCAAGCUGCAGGUUGCUGAGCAACGUGGCAUCAUUGAUGAGCUCACGCAGGAACGUGACAAAUUCGUGACGAACAAGAAAAACCGAAGGAAACCACCCAAGCUGGCAAAAAGGCAUGUUGUGGAGACAUAUUUUGGAUUUGAUGAAGAGUCAAUAGACUCUGAGACAUCAUCUCUGACCUCGUAUAACACUGACCUGACUGAUCGCACUCCUGCCACUCCUGAGGAGGAUUUGGAAGAGACUGUUUCUCGUGAAGAGUCAGAGCUUCGUUUUCGUCAACUCACCAGAGAGUAUCAGGCUCUUCAGCGGGCGUACGCACUUCUGCAGGAGCAGAACGGAGGCACGCUGGAUGCUGAGCGGGAGGCCAGGAAUCGUGAGCAGCUGCAAAUGGAGCUCAGCAGCUGCCAGGCAAAGAUUGUGGACCUGGAGAAAGCCCUGGCAGAGAGGGGGCAGGAUUCAAAGUGGGUGGAGGAGAAACAAUACUUGAUCAGGACCAACAAGGAGCUGCACGAGAAGAUCUGUACGUUACAGCAGGCGGAGUCGCGGCUCCAAGCUGAGGUUCAGGACUCCCGGGACCAAAAUGAGCUGCUUGAAUUCAGGGUGCUGGAACUGGAAGAAAGAGAACGGAGAUCUCCUGCUCUGAAUCUCCACAUGUCCACAUUUCCUGAGAACAGUAGCAGUGCCCUGCAGAUCUACUGCCACCAGGAGGGAGUGAAAGAUGUAAUCAUCCCUGAGCUGAUGAAGAAGCUGGAUAUUCUGGGAGAUAAUGGGAAUCUCAGAAAUGAGGAGCAGGUUGCAGUGAUCCAGGCUGGGACAGUGAUCUCACUCUGUGAAAAGUGGUUAAAGCAAAUAGAUAACACAGAGGCUGCCCUGACACAGAAAAUGAUUGACCUGGAAAAUGACAAAGAGUUGUUCAGUAAGCAGAAAGGAUUUCUUGAGGAGGAGCUGGAUUACAGAAAACAGGCCUUGGAUCAAGCCUACAUGAGGAUCGAGGAGCUGGAGGCCACGCUGUAUAGCGCUCUGCAGCAGGAGCAGCCGGCAUGCCGCGCGGUGGCCGAGUCGCUGACAGACAGGCAGAGGGAGGAGCUGAGGCUAGCCGUGGACAAGCUGCGGCGUCAGAUUCUCCGGCAGAGCCGGCAGUAUGACAGUCAGAUCUUACAGGAGCGCAUGGAGCUCCUACAGCAGGCGCAGCAGAGAAUUAGAGAGCUGGAGGACAGGAUUGACAUGCAAAAGAUACAAAUAAAGGAAAUUGAGGAAAAGUUUUUGUUCCUCUUUUUAUUUUUCUCUUUAGCAUUUAUUCUUUGGCCUUAAAGAAAAUGAUCAUGGACUCUCAUCAGGUUUUGAGAUGCUAAGGCAAGCAAAGAUGAAAAACAACUGUUUUUAUGAUUUCUGAAAAACUUAUGGCCUUUUUGAUAAAACAUGCACUUUGCAGAAGACCCUUACUUGGAAUGCAACAUGUUAGUAACUUAUUAAAUAACUGUAUAUAUCUGAGAUUAAAGUGAAAUUAUUUAUAAUAAGAAGCUACAAUAGCGUUUUUUGGGACCUUUUAAAUACUUCUUGUGAGAAGAAAACAAUGUAUUUUUUUUUGAGAAAAAACUCAGAGGAUUUUAUUGGAAUGGGGGAAAACCCACAGCCUCUGCUGAAGGAAUGCUCAGUGGAAAAGAAGCGAUGGAGGGAGGAGAAAAACAAAAGUACAGGGUUGAAUGAGGGGGAGAAGAGGCUGAGUGCCAAAUGGACAUGGAGAAUUCUUGUAACGUCCAAGAUCCGUGGUGUUUCUAAGGAGACGAGUGCAACAAAGUUUACAGAUCAGACACUGGACCUACUGAAGUCUGGAUGAAAGGAUCACACUACAAUCAGUGGAAAGGGAAAAACAGUUCUCGUGCUACAAGUCCAUUUUUCUCAGUGGAGAGAGGCUGAUCGGUGGAGGAUCACAUGACCUGAACAGACACGGAAGAAGCAGCUCAGCUACCGUGGUAACAGACUAUAGGGACUGACAYGGACUCGCAGGUUGUGGAUAACGUAGGCGAGUUCGUGAAGCAGAAAGCAGAUUGGCCGUCCAGUCUGAAAGCUACCUGA